Molecule: messenger RNA, 1531 nt
Organism: Equus quagga
Lineage: Eukaryota; Metazoa; Chordata; Mammalia; Perissodactyla; Equidae
Gene: PLLP
Product: plasmolipin
Exons: 4
Coding region: 124-672 (182 amino acids)
Biological process (GO): myelination
Cellular component (GO): membrane
Molecular function (GO): structural constituent of myelin sheath
Source: RefSeq, a predicted model, not a curated record
CGCGCGCAGCGCCCGAGCCGCAGCGGGAGCCGGAGCCCGCGGGAGGAGCGGCGCCGGAGCCGGCACCCACGGCGGGAGGGGCGGCGGCGGCCGGAGCGGCCUCGGGAGGCGAGCGGAGCCGCCAUGGCCGAGUUCCCGGCGAAAGUGAGCACCAGGACCAGCAGCCCCGCGCAGGGCGCCGGCGCCUCGGUCUCGGCGCUGCGCCCCGACCUGGGCUUCGUGCGCUCCAGCCUCGGGGCGCUCAUGCUGCUGCAGCUGGUGCUGGGGCUGCUGGUGUGGGCCCUGAUUGCUGACACCCCGUACCACCUGUACCCGGCCUACGGCUGGGUGAUGUUCAUCGCUGUCUUCCUCUGGCUGGUGACAAUCGUCUUCUUCAUCCUCUACCUGUUUCAGCUGCACAUGAAGUUGCAUAUGGUGCCCUGGCCGCUGGUGUUAAUGAUAUUCAACGUGGGCGCCACGGUUCUCUACAUCACGGCCUUCAUCACCUGCUCCGCUGUGGUCGACCUGACCUCCCUGAAGGGCACCCGGCCCUACAACCAGCGGGCAGCCGCCUCGUUCUUCGCGUGUUUAGUGAUGAUCGCCUACGGAGCGAGCGCCUUCUUCAGCUUCCAGGCCUGGCGGGGAGUGGGCAGCAACGCGGCCACCAGUCAGAUGGCUGGUGGCUACGCCUAGACGCCAGUGCCACGGCCCACCUUGGGGCUGAAGGCUGCAGCCGGGUCACCAUGCAGGGUGGCCCGCAAGCCCGAGGCCUGAGCUCUGCGUGGAUCAGCCUGGAAGGGCCUACACUGGCUCCUCUGCUCGUCACUCGGGCUCGCCUGACACUCCUAAGGCACUGGGAUCCCUCCUCUGGUUUGGCCCAAGUCGGCACGCGUGCGGACUGGAGAGAGUCCGACAGCUGAGACCCCUCCUCCCCAUCCCCCUCAUUCAGCAGGUGACGGGGGACACGGGGCUCCCAGUCUCCGCUUUGUCUUUAGAGGACUCUAGAGCCCAGGCUGGGGCCCAGCCUUCUCCCCAGCACUAAAUGCACUAACAAGGACUCCAGACCUGCCGCCCCUCACCCACCACAGAAUACACCUAACAAGCAACGUGUAUUUCUCCCAGUCUUUGUUCUGGGAGAGCUGAGCAAGCUCACGAAACCCUUCUGAUUCCUUACAAUACGGUUCUGCCCCGACACCCACCCAAGCCAUGUCUGUGUAGAGACACUUGUAGAAAGAGUGUUAUGCUUCCCGACAGCAUGGUCUUCCUUUCCUGCAUUUCAGAUGUACCAGUUACUUAAAGCAAAUGGGUUCUAAGCGACGUCUCAGUGAUGUUCACCCGUCCAGGCAUUCCGCCCUUUCCCAGCCCCGGCUGUAACAUUCCCUUUGGGACAGCUGCCAACUGCUCCCCGAGGCCGUUGAUGAGGCACACGGGACACGAGGGAGGGAGGGACUCAAGACCUCGCCCGGUGACUUGCCAUGUGCUUGGUGGUGACUUUGUUGUUUUUGGUUUUUUUUACAAAAAUAAAGAUGGAAGAACUUAUUUGGAAAAGAUG